UCAUAAUUUAAAAGAAAACGGGAGAGUUUUAUAAUUUUACCAAGCUCAAGUCUUCUAAAAUAAAAUUACAAUUAUGGACGACGCUCCUGUAAAUUAUAUAAGGGAAUCUACAAGAGAGAUCUUAAAAUUAAACCGACGAUCUCAUAGAAAUGAAGUGAGUGAUCUUCAACGUUCUAUAAAAGAUUUGAGAUUAUCACCAGAAAAUAUUUCGUCCAUUGUACAAAAUUUAAAAUCAAAGUCCCAUGUAACUGUAGAGAAUCUUCUAAUACUUAAAAAUGUAUUGAUAGAUGAUGAAAAGAAUAUUGAAGUUGUUUUAAAAUGUUAUGGAGCUCUGCGUGGGUUAGUAAGGGAAUUAACAGGUAAUAAUGUAUCAAAGCAAUGUGCUGCGGCAGGGUGCUGCUGUAACCUGGCACUCGGUGAUUCCAGAGCCUGUACAGCUAUAGCUAAAGCAGCAGGGCCGUACCUUACUGUACUGCUUGAUAAUCCAAUAACUGAGUUAGCGAUGACCUGUGCAUGGACUUUAGGCAACUUGGCUGGGUCAGGGCCUAAAGUCUGUGAUAUACUUGUUGCACAAGGCGCAGUUUCCAAACUCUGCAAUAUGCUGCAGAUACACAAUGAAAAUAUACAAGAUGCAGCAGUUUAUGCCUUGUUACACUUUGCUUAUCAAAUGGAGGAUGAUUUCAAGCCAGAAUACCUACAAAAAGUAUUAAUAGCUCUGUCAAAGUUGGAAGUCAAUGCAACCACAAGUCGACUGUCAUUUACACUCUCCUGUCAUGUGGAUUUCAAAGACAAUAUGCCAGAGGAAUUAAUAGACAAAAUGUUGGCGACACUGAAACGAACUGUCAAAAUUCAUUCGGAAAAUUGUGUACGAAGUCAAUGUGAUUGUGAAUUAUUAUAUGCUGUAAGAACAUUAGCAAAUAUGAACAUUGAAGUGUAUGAUAUUAUAUUGAAUUAUUUCUUAGAAAAUAAUCUAGGAGAAGUUCUUUUGGAAGUUUUGAACAAAGACAGUGGUUCAGUUAAUGAGUCAUUAUUAUGGUUGUUAGGAAAUUUGUACAACUGUAGCCCUAGUAAUGACUUUUUCAAACAUUUAUCUAGUCUAUAAAGUA
Messenger RNA from Papilio xuthus (Asian swallowtail), 1106 nucleotides. RefSeq names its product importin subunit alpha-3. Lineage: Eukaryota; Metazoa; Arthropoda; Insecta; Lepidoptera; Papilionidae. Gene Ontology annotation, molecular function: protein binding. The record is from RefSeq and is a predicted model, not a curated record. The coding region runs from base 74 to 1102 and encodes 342 amino acids. The transcript has 5 exons.